AUGGCUCGAAAACUCGGCGCGCCGCCUAGGCCGCCAUUUUAUUUUGCGCGCGAGCGCUCGGACCCUCGAACGGUCCCGGGUUUCGGGUUGCCAAUUAGGCGCCAACCCCACAGCUGGCCCUCAAUACCCUCGCCACGUCGCCCCAUUUCCCGCAGCAGCCACGCUGCCCCAGCCUCUCUCGGUACCUCCCCCUCCGACCGCCCUCUCCCAACCCCCCCCCAUCGUGCCCCCAUCAGAGCCGUGCCUCCACCGCCUCACGUCCGCUCGUUUUCGCUGCGUCUCUGCCCCCCCUACGCCCACGUGACCCCUCACGGGCCUUCUCUCGCUCGUGACCUACGUAACUCACCCAACUCCUCGCCGUUCACUCAUUACUUGUCUCCCAACCCCAAACAAUCCUCCUUCCCACUUUGCAUUAUUUCUAAGCAGGCCUUCAACACCGAUCUCACCAUGACCGCCGCCGAAGAGGAAGCCUUCGCCGAGUCCGGUGAGGAUCUCUUGGUGGAGGACCUCCCCGAAGGGCUAAUCGACGAAAUCACGUGCUCUCCCGACCAUCCUGCGGCGAAAAAAACUUGCACGGAUGCUGGCGCAGGCCAUACCAGCAUUAACUCCCCCGCCACCUCCUCUGACUCGGCCCUACCGCAGCCCCCGCGGUCUCCCAUGCCCCGUGCUGCCGCUGCUCCCGCGUCACCCUCGCGCGGCCCCACGCCCACUCUGGCAGCAACUGCUGCCGCCCCCAACGCCCCAGCCCUCCACGCCGCUGCCUACGCAUCAGUCGCCGCUGGCGUCAACCCGGCCCCCGCGCUGCCCGCCUCUCUUUUUGCCUCACCUACGCCUGGCGGAUCCCCUCGCAACCUCCGCCGCGCGCGCACUGCUACGGCGACCCCGAUGCUCCUCCCCCUUCGCCGCCGCGUGGUAGCCACGCUCCUCCUCCCGGAAGCCGGUCUGGAAUCGCACCGCACGGAAAUCCUUGCCGGGAUCAACGCGCAGCUGUGCGGCUUCAUGUUCGAUUCGGGCACCAUCCCCCCCUUUGAGCACACCGUCGGCGAACCCCUCCGUGUGGGUCGUCGCGUGUACGGUCGCCUGCUUUUCUCUUGGCCGUCGCAGGAAGAUGCCGCGGUCUUUCGCAAGCUUUUUCCCCUCAUGCUGAAAGUCUCCAACUCCCGCCCCGUCAUGCUGAAAGUUUUUGCUGAUAAGUUUGAAGCUUUCACCGCAGCAAAGGCAGCCGGCGCCCCCACCCUGUCUAUCCGAAACGUCCCAUUGGAGAUCGAUCCGGAGGAGAUCCGCGCCUUUCUCCUCGGGACCACCGAGGAAGACGGUGCGCAUUGGCUUGCGGACCUGACUGACUUUCACCGUGCUUCCGACCCCUAUGAGAACACCUUUUUCACCCACCUCGCAGGGCUCCCGGUCGCCACCCCCGAUGACCCGAACUUCGAAAUAAUCCCAUCCGAAAUUCUGCUGGAGGAGAACAAGCCAGCCAUGCUGCUCAAUUUCUCCUGCCACGUGUGCGCUCUGUGCGGUAACAACCACCGCGCACCGGACCACGAGGCCUUUGCUGCCCGCCGGCGGGGGCGCCUCACGAACAAGAACACGAUCUCAAUCGCUCAGCUGCAGCAGGCAAAUGGUACGAAACCUGCUCCUCUUGUUUUUGCCGCAAACACCCUCCCUCCCUGUUGCCAUUGCACGGCCUUCACCUGCCUUCUUUAUCCUCUCGUUUGCUCUCCCGCUGCCCCCCAUCCACUCACCGCUUCCCGCUCGGUCUACCCUCUCCCCUCCCCGCAACCUCCCUGUUCCCCUCCAACCCCCGCGCCCUCCCCCCGAUGUCCCUCCCUCCCUAAGAGUCCCCCCCCCCCCCCCCACUGCCUUGCUGCAUCCCCCCCCGCACGGCCGCCUGGAACCCUGCCAUCCCCACAUUUAAUCUGCCCAUACCCACUCCCCUCGCUCCCUCCCUUCUCAUCCCUCCCCCUGCGCCAGCUCCCCCCCCCUCACCCUGUCUUCACGUCUGUCACCCACCCCUCCCUUCCAGCGCCCCCUCCCCCGGUCUCCCAUGUCGUGGGGCUCCCACUCAACCCCUUGCCCUCCCCACGCCGCCCCCCCCUCCCUGCCCCCUCCAACUCAUGCAGGCAAGCCCCCCCCCCAGGACGCUCAGUCCUUGCCACCAUUGUACCCUCCUCUGCUCCCCCUACAGUCGGGCCUCCGUCCACCCUCACGAAUCCCCCUCUCUCCCCCACUCCCCACGCAAUCUCCGCAUCGUGGAACCUCUGCUUCCUCCAUGCCCCCCCACCCCCUGCCCCUACCCACUUCAACCCCUCCCCCCACAACACUCCCGCCCUCCCCCCUCUGAGGACUGUACCCCGCCCUCCCACGAGCUCGCCCCCCACCCGCACCCUCCCCCCACUCCCCCCUCCCCUAGCAGACUGCACCCUCUUCCGGAACCCCCCUCUCUGCCCCCUCCCGUCACUCCUCCCACGGUCUCUCCAGAAGACGGCCCCCCUGCCCACUCCUAUGCUAGCAUGUAGAUGCUCCCCUCCCCCUGGACCCAUCUGCAACCGCCCCCUGUGCUCUGACUGGGCUGCCGUUCCACCCCCCUCUGGUUUCUUUCCCCCCCCCCCCCCCCCCCGCCUGGGCCUCCGAAUACCCCCGCCCCUCCCCCGCGCCUCCCCCCCCUCCCUGCACCUCCCUCCCCCCGCAGUCAACCAGCCCACACGGUCCCCCCUCUCUUGGUCUUCACCCCCACGUCCCCCACCUGCCCGACCUCCCCAACCCUCCCUUCGUCCUUCCCCUCGCCCCCCCUGCCCCCCCCUUCUCCCCCCAACCGCUCCCUCUCUUGCAGGCAACACCCUGGGGAAUCAUGCCGCGCCGACCGCAUUCCGCAGCGACCCUGGCCUCCUCUACAUUGGGCUGGGCGAUUGGGUCGAAUACUGGACCUGCGCUCUCUGCGACUUCACCUGCAGCGCUGCCCUCGACAGCGCUAUGGAGCACAUCCAAUCCGACCUGCACGCCACCCGCGUGAAGGCCUCCGCUCACCGCCCGGCUGCCAAGGAAGAAUUUUGCCCUUGGAGCGCACUCACCCUGCUGCAGCAGAAGGCCCCGGUGGCUGCCUUCCUCCGCGGUCGUCCUUAG
Molecule: messenger RNA, 3120 nt
Organism: Closterium sp. Naga37s-1
Lineage: Eukaryota; Viridiplantae; Streptophyta; Zygnematophyceae; Desmidiales; Closteriaceae
Source: the annotation of a GenBank genome assembly